AUGGCACAAUCAGCAUGGUUAGAUUAAAUAAUGCUCCUCGCAUUACGCACCACACGGCUCAACAGGGGACUUAAUUAAAACAGAAUACUUUUUUGGGAAGAGAGAGACAAGGCGAUCGCGCAAAGGCGACACGUAGCCCUAAACAAUUUACGUCAAGAUCAUCUAGACCAGCUGAACCCUGCAGGUGCAACCGCUCGUUGUCGGUCAAACGGAACGCUGUAGACAGAAAAAUAAGCGAAGAAAACAGGAGACCUGUUUUAGAGAGCUGCGGAGAUAUUUCUACAGCGGGAAAACCACGAGGUCGAAAAGGUUUUCUACCUAGCUCGUUUUAUGCGCGUGGGUCUGCUCCCCACGAGCAGGAAGUGUAACUUGAAGCGUGGGAAAGCUGCGUUAUCUCGGGGGGCUGCUGAGACUCACUGGCAUCGUUUGCUCCGGUUUUCCCCUGUUCCACCAUGGCUCGGGAGAAUGGAGAGUCCGGGAAAGGGACGUGGAAAAAGCAAGUCGACGAUAUCAAGAAAAUAUUUGAAUUGAAAGAGAUCCUCGGAACCGGGGCAUUCUCUGAGGUGGUGUUGGCCCAGGAGAGGUCUACGGGGAAGAUGUUUGCUGUGAAGUGUAUCCCCAAGAAGGCCCUGAAGGGGAAAGAGAGCAGCAUCGAGAACGAGAUCACCGUGCUCCGCAAAAUCAAGCAUGAGAACAUAGUGGCUUUGGAGGACAUCUAUGAGAGUUCCAACCACCUCUACCUGAUCAUGCAGCUAGUCUCGGGAGGUGAGUUGUUUGACCGUAUCGUGGAGAAGGGGUUCUACACAGAGAAAGAUGCCAGUACUCUCAUCAGACAGGUGCUAGACGCUGUCGACUACCUCCACAAGUUGGGCAUCGUCCACAGAGACCUGAAGCCAGAGAACCUGCUGUAUUUUAACCCCCAGGACGAGUCUAAGAUCAUGAUCAGUGACUUUGGUCUGUCCAAGAUGGAGGGCAGCGGGGAUGUCAUGUCGACCGCGUGCGGAACGCCGGGAUACGUGGCUCCAGAGGUUCUUGCUCAGAAGCCCUACAGUAAGGCAGUGGACUGCUGGUCCAUCGGAGUCAUUGCAUACAUCCUGUUGUGCGGCUAUCCUCCAUUCUACGAUGAGAAUGACUCCAAGCUCUUUGAGCAGAUCCUCAAAGCAGACUAUGAGUUUGACGCGCCAUACUGGGACGACAUAUCUGAUUCAGCCAAAGACUUUAUCGGCAGUCUGAUGGAGAAAGACCCGGCGAAGCGCUUCACCUGUGACCAGGCCCUCAGACACCCAUGGAUCGCUGGGGACACGGCCCUCUGCAAGAACAUCCACGAGUCUGUGAGCAGGCAGAUCAGGAAAAACUUUGCCAAGAGCAAAUGGAGGCAAGCCUUCAAUGCCACUGCAGUGGUGCGACACAUGAGGAGACUGCAGUUGAGCAGCAGUAUGGGCCAGAGCAUGGACAGCUCUCACCCUCACCCUCCUAACAGCCGGGCCGCGCAGAUGCAGAACCAACGGAACCAGGCCAACCAGAACCAGGCCAACCAGACUCCCAACCAGACCACAAGCCAGAGCUCUACUCAACCCUCUCUGAGUCCAAGCCAGACUCGGAGCCAGAACCCUAAUGCAGCCAUUAAGAAGAGCUUUUCUGUGGACUCACCUCACAAGGACUGUGCCCCAGCCACUCCCACCCCCUGCAGCCUGGUGUCUGCAGCCUCCUCUGUCCCCUCCGGGGGGGCGGAGCUCGCCCGGCCCCACCCAUCCACUGUUGCCACGGUACUAACAGAGACUAAGUGACGCCAGGUCCCGCGGGGGACCAGCUGGGAGGCUACGGCGCUGUGAGAGAGAGAGGGGUGAAAACCGCACCCUCCCCUUCCUUACCGUGCCCCUACUACCCCCACCCAGCCUGCCCCCCGCCCUGCCCCUCCCCCACGCUGCAUCUGGGAGGACUGGGAGAGCAGAGGACUCUAAACCCAUUGCACCAAUCACAACACGCCAUACUCACCUUGGACACGCCCAUUGUGUCGACUCUGUGGACCCACACCCACUCCGAGAGCAUUAUUAAUUGGUUUACCUUUUGAGUGUUUGUUUCUGUCCGAAACCAUGAUGAGUGAAGUGGGUGUGUUUUCAGAAGCUGCCGUCGGAUUGGCCGUUGUCUACGUCAGUCAAACUCAAUUUCCCUGUAGUCUUUCCGGCAUCUUCUAGAAGGUCCUACUUGUGAGUUUUUAAAUUCUGUUUAUUUUCUUGAAUUCAUCCUCUGGGUUAACAGUUACCAACUGGAUCAUUUUUCAUUUGUGUUUUCUUGCGCUUUUUUUCUCCAUGUUUAUGUUCGCGCCCGUGUUUAAGACGUGCUUUAAAAGUACCAUAAGACUGUUGAGUGAUGUUUCAUGAGUAAGCGCUUUAUCUAUUUGCACGUUGAGGUUUGGACGCGGUUUCAGACCUAGAUAAUGUGUGUACAGCUACCAAGUUAGACUCUUCAUCUACGUGAAUUUAUCAGACAGAAUGGAGAUUGUAAACAGUUUUAAAAUACCCAAAAUGGGGUCAGAGCAUUGUACAACUUAUUUGUUAAGGGAAACAUGCACUAUGUUUAAUUAUUGUCUUACUUUGUAAGACUUUUAUAACGACCACCCUAUAUGGGACGCAUAUACAGUCUGUUAUAGAACACACUGCAGGUUUGGGAUCGAGUUGGAGAGUGCUGGACAGGGGUGCCCCCUGUUAAAGUUUUAACCAUCACCUGUUAGUUAACUGUGGGGUUUCCCAUCCUAAAGAUCAGGGGCUACAGGUGGGAAACCAGGCACUUCCAAAUGUGCCUCAGAAAAAGCCCAUGAAAAAGUGCAGCCAUCGCUGUAGUGUCGUGUAAGCAUGGGGAAACCCUGACCUACUGUAUCAGUUUCCCAGGAUCCAAGACGGUGGAGCUGUUGUCUCUACCCCCAUCCCUUUUACAAAGCCAUGACCUCACCACAAGAGCCAUCAUCAACCGGCACCCAGUACGCAAGUUCUCAGGGAUUUGGACUGGGCGCCGUGGUGACCCUUGUUGCUGUAGAAACCGGUCGCGAGCAUAGAUUUGUCUACACAGUUAGAUCCAAGUCCAACGAUCCCUUUAUGUCAUUGUAAUGUCUAGCCAAAGCACUGUUGAAACUGAUUAUACCUGAUUAAACACUGAUGGUUAGCUAUGAGCUAGACCUACGACCCUGGCCGAUCCCCACUGAGAAACGGAUUGUUUUGAAACGAAGGACUGAACUCUGAUAAUCUGGAGAAAGAUGACAGAAGACCAGAUGUUUUCUAUUUCUCUCCCCCUUUCCUUCUCCUUUUCUCUCUGUCCCACCCCUCCCCUCCCACCCUCUCUUUUUCUUUCUAGUUUCUUUAAGACCAGUUCACUGUAUACUGUAGAAGUUUCACCCAACACUGGGACUGUUACGCUCACGACACCAGGGUCCCCUAACCAGACUAUGGCCAGACACAGCCCUGCAUAUAGCCUGCAAAUUGCCUACAUAUAGAGGUCAAAGUGCAGUAUUAUUAUCUGGAUUAUUUUAGGGGUGGGUGGGCUUUACUUUAGGUCUCCGUUUUUGUUUAUUUAUUUAUUUUAAUCGAGGCAAGCAUGUAUUGUUUUCUGAUAUGAAUGGAUAUAUUUGUUGGAAACGUCUUGUGAAUAUGAAUGCUAAUUUGUAAGAUAACCUAUGCGAAUGUUGUGUGUGUGUGUUUGUGUGUGGUGGGGGGUUGAUUUGUAUUCUCUUUGGAAUGUUUAAUGUGUUUAAAUUAGCUACAGCCCCCCACACCUCCAUCCCGCACCACACCAAGCUUUGAUACCACGAUAUUCAGAGCAUACCGUACUGAACACUCAGUAACUGCCAUCUACAGCGUUACCAUGGAGAUGACGCCAUCAAUAUUCUAAACAAUAUCCGACUAAAGAAAAUACAAAUAAAAACAUUUUAAAUUUAAAAGCAAACUCAGGCUUUAGUUUGCAAUGUGUAUAAACGUUGAAGCUUUGACUGACACGACAUCCACUGUUAUGGAGCUGUGCGGUUUUUACACAUGUAUCUGACUAAGUCAUCUGUCGUCCACUUUACCCCCUUGCUCACUGACACUACGGCAACAGGCGUCCCAACACAUGCCCAUGAUCAGCUGUCAUGAGAGAGAAAAAAAUCCCACAAUGCAUCGCAAUGCUUUUUUCUAAAGAUGAAAUGUAAAGCAUGUUGAAAAGUGCUUAAAGAAAUCCAACUCCACAAGUGUUUGCAUUAACUUUUAUAUGCCAUUGUAUGAUGUGAGUAUCUGUAUCUAAAGAAGAAGAUCAAUGUGUCCAUAGAGAGCAGAGUAUUGUUGGGAACCACUGCAUCUCCCUGUGGGUUCCUGUGAGGUCCAGACCCUGGGGAAUGGGCCAUAAUUACGCUGCAUGUGACCAGAACAAACCUCCAUCUUGUGUGGCGGUCUCUCACUAACGACUCCUGGUAGAUGUUCCCCUUAACCACAGAUCUCGGAUCAGAAUAUCCUCCCUCAAUCUGAACCCUAACCAAAAGAUAUACUAACAACCAUAGAUCUAGGAUCAGCAUAUCCUCCAUUGAUCUGAACCUAAACCAUUAGGGGGAAGAGAAAAUAUCUGAUCUUGUAUCAGUGGUAAGGGGCAACUUUCUUCCUACUUCGUUAAGCAGACACCUCCUUCCACUUUGUGUGGCAGAGUGAGUUGCCCUGCCACUCUUACUGUGCUGUGAUGACCUUCUGUUAUGGGGCUUGUAUAUCCGAUGCCUUCGACAAUCAUGUGCACAUAUCAGUUACCAUGACGAUGACAGAAGCCAGAAUGACUGAUUUAGUUUUUUUCUCUCCUGAAAUAAAUCCUGAACGAUCAUAAA
Molecule: messenger RNA, 4834 nt
Organism: Oncorhynchus masou masou (cherry salmon)
Lineage: Eukaryota; Metazoa; Chordata; Actinopteri; Salmoniformes; Salmonidae
Product: calcium/calmodulin-dependent protein kinase type 1D-like
Exons: 11
Coding region: 453-1787 (444 amino acids)
Biological process (GO): peptidyl-serine phosphorylation
Cellular component (GO): intracellular anatomical structure; cytoplasm
Molecular function (GO): ATP binding; calcium/calmodulin-dependent protein kinase activity; calmodulin binding
Source: RefSeq, a predicted model, not a curated record